AACUUGUAAACAAAACACGACAACGUGACUGGAAGGAGAAGACACGGAGUCUGAAAUCCAUUGUAUAAUUAUCGUAUUUUUACAAAUAUUGAAUUAAGACAAGCCUCUCGAGAUGGCACCAAAGAACCAGAAGAAAAAGGGAAAGCCGAUGAAGGCCGUAAAUAGACAGACAAAAGUCCACAUUAAGUUUGAUCCAAUAGACAGAAGGAAAUAUCUGAAGGGAUUCCACAAGAGAAAGGAGGAGCGUCGGAAAGUGGCCCAAAAGCAACUGGAAGUGGCCAUGAAGAAAGAGAAAAGGGACAUUAGAAAAGAUCAUGUGGAGCCAAAGAAUCUGAAGACAAUGACAGUAGUCACCCCCCAGAGGAUGAAAGCACGCCCCAAGAGAGGCUACUCGAACUUGGGGUAUACAGCCAGAAGGACUUGAACAAGUCAAUUAAACGGACAGCCUUCCGUGCCCAGCAGAAAAGCCGGCUGAUGCAGCAAAAGGAGAAGACCUUAGCACGAGAACAGAAGAAGAAGCAGGCCAAGGUGCGGGCCAAGCUUAAGGCGAGGUUGGAGCGGCCUAACAAGAACAAAGGCCGCAGACACUGUCGAUAGUGAGGAAAGGGGUGGGAGGUCUAGGUCAUGAAUUUUGAUGGUGAAGAGAAAAUUCUUUUUUAUUACUAUUUUUUUGUACUAUGUUGUUUAUUGUUAUUAUUAUUAUUAUUAUUUUUUUUCUUAUGUAUUUUCUCUUUUUUAAGAGAAAUAAAAUGAAAAUAUA
This is a messenger RNA of Penaeus monodon (black tiger shrimp), 760 nucleotides long. RefSeq names its product ribosomal RNA-processing protein 17-like. The record is from RefSeq and is a predicted model, not a curated record. Gene Ontology annotation, cellular component: nucleolus. Gene Ontology annotation, molecular function: RNA binding. NCBI's taxonomy places the organism in Eukaryota, Metazoa, Arthropoda, Malacostraca, Decapoda, Penaeidae.